Molecule: messenger RNA, 2190 nt
Organism: Rhinolophus ferrumequinum (greater horseshoe bat)
Lineage: Eukaryota; Metazoa; Chordata; Mammalia; Chiroptera; Rhinolophidae
Gene: TINAG
Product: tubulointerstitial nephritis antigen
Exons: 12
Coding region: 487-1929 (480 amino acids)
Biological process (GO): proteolysis
Cellular component (GO): lysosome
Molecular function (GO): cysteine-type peptidase activity
Source: RefSeq, a predicted model, not a curated record
GAUUUUCAAGCUUGGAGUCACACACUGUCACUGGCUGUGUGACCUUGCAUAAUCAUUUGAAUCUCAUUCCUUCAUCUGUGAAACUGAAAUAGGGAUAAUAGUAAUAAUUUCCUCCAUCAUGGACUAUUGCAGGGAUCAAAAGAGAUUAUGAGCACACAGUAACACACAACAUGUAGUAUGUAUUAUGCGGACAUAUAUGUAUAUAUACAUAUGUACACACAUGUAUAUUGUAAUCAUAAUGAUUAAAACCCUUCUGUCUCCGUCAGCAGCCUAAUCCAAAGACAACUGCAUCUUGUAUCAGAAGCUUGCUUUAUGUCACAUUGAAAUCCUUUAUUAUAAAAUUGGAAUUAACUCCGUGGAGUGGAAAUAAGAAGGUGGCUUCAGAUAUUUACUAGAUAGCCAAAUAUGUAAAGAAAAAGUGUUUCGUUUUCGGCCAGUCUUCUCCCUAUCCUUUUCUUACCAUCUUCACCAUUUUUCUCACCACGCAUGAGACCAUCCUGGAUCUCCUGUCAAAGUGAAGGAAUCAAGUCCCGAACCCUCAAAGAAAUUUGGAUGGAGAAACAGUCUUUAUCUCAAAGAGAAGUGGACCCAGGAGCUGAUUUCACUUGGAAUCAUACCAUUUUAGAAGGUACUCGGUUCAAAAGAGCCAUUUUCAAAGGGCAAUACUGUAGAAGUUUUGGUUGUUGUGAAGACAGAGAUGAUGGCUGUGUCACUGAGUUCUAUGAGGCGAAUGCACUGUGUUACUGUGAUAAAUUCUGUGAAAGGGAAAACUCUGAUUGCUGUCCUGAUUACAAGUCAUUUUGCCUUGAAGAGAAAGAAUGGCCUCCUCACACAACGCCGUGGUAUCCAGAAGGUUGCUUCAGAGAUGGUCAACAUUAUGAAGAAGGAUCAGCAAUUAAAGAAAACUGCAACUCCUGCACAUGCUCAGGACAGCAAUGGAAAUGUUCCCAGCAUGUGUGCCUUGUUGAACCAGAAUUAAUUGACCAUGUCAAUAAAGGAGACUAUGGAUGGACAGCUCAGAACUACAGUCAAUUCUGGGGAAUGACUUUAGAAGAAGGUUUCAAAUAUCGUCUUGGCACCUUGCCACCCAGCCCCAUGCUUCUGAGUAUGAAUGAAGUGACAGCUUCUUUACCUGCAAUAACUGAUCUUCCAGAGUUUUUCGUUGCUUCUUAUAAAUGGCCUGGAUGGACUCAUGGCCCAUUGGAUCAAAAAAAUUGUGCUGCAUCAUGGGCAUUUUCCACUGCAAGUGUAGCAGCUGACCGAAUAGCAAUUCAGUCCAAGGGUCGAUACACAGCCAAUCUAUCCCCUCAGAAUUUGAUUUCUUGCUGUGCCAAGAACCGUCAUGGAUGUAACAGUGGAAGCAUCGAUAGGGCUUGGUGGUACCUGAGAAAACGUGGACUGGUAUCCCACGCAUGCUAUCCACUUUUCAAGGAUCAAAAUAUUACCAAUAAUGGCUGUGCCAUGGCAAGCAGGUCUGAUGGGCGGGGAAAACGGCAUGCCACAAAGCCAUGUCCUAACAACAUCGAGAAAUCUAAUAGGAUCUACCAAUGUUCUCCUCCAUACAGAGUCUCUUCCAAUGAAACUGAAAUAAUGAGAGAAAUCAUGCAUAAUGGACCAGUUCAAGCCAUAAUGCAAGUCUAUGAGGAUUUCUUCCAUUAUAAGUCUGGAAUAUAUAGACAUGUUACCAGCACAAAUGAAGAAUCAGAAAAAUAUCGAAAGCUUCGGACACAUGCAGUCAAACUCACUGGAUGGGGCACACUGAGAGGAGCCCAGGGGCGGAAAGAAAAAUUUUGGAUCGCUGCCAAUUCCUGGGGAAAGUCAUGGGGAGAGAAUGGCUAUUUCAGGAUUCUUCGAGGAGUAAAUGAGUCUGACAUUGAAAAGUUGAUUAUCGCAGCUUGGGGCCACCUGACAAGUUCAGAUGAACCAUAGCAUAUCAUUAAAUUUCCAUAGGCCAUGCAUUUAAGUAACUCCUUAAAUUAAAAUUGAGCAAUGUGAGGUUCUCUGUGACAGUGGAAUCUUUGUGUCUUCACCUUAUUAUUAUAAUGUGCCUGGUUUCUUGUUUUACCCUGGGCUCUAGGCAUGUGCUUCCUUUUUAUUGCUGAGUAUUUGAAAACACUAAGAGAGGACAGUGGUUAAAUGCCUUUGAAGUUUCUUGGUUGUCUUUACUUUUCUCUCAUGACCAUACCCUUU